Otolemur garnettii (small-eared galago) is the source of this 2019-nucleotide messenger RNA. RefSeq lists its product as uncharacterized. The record is from RefSeq and is a predicted model, not a curated record. Bases 158 to 1423 code for a protein of 421 amino acids. NCBI's taxonomy places the organism in Eukaryota, Metazoa, Chordata, Mammalia, Primates, Galagidae. The transcript has 2 exons.
UCCGACGCGACCUCACUUUGCCGCCCUCUGGCCCCGCCCCCUGUAAGCCCCCUUCCGACGUUGCCAUGAGUACCCAGAGGCCGCACGGGGGCUUGUAGUAGCCGCGGGGCCUGCCCGGUCGCCUCUGUGCACCCGGUGGCGGGGACAGUGGGAGCCCAUGGAACUCUCAGUAGCGCCCGUGAAGAGGUCCAGGAAGCGGUCAGGCCUGGGCCGUUGCAGGCAUUUUUUCUGGCUGGGUGUCAUCUUCGACGCAGUGGGCGUGGCGGUACUGUUCACUGGCGUCUUCGCCAACCUGCUGUUCUACGACAUGCUAGUGUACCUGGGUUCCAUCAUCAUCUUCUUCAGCCUACUCUGGUGGAUCUCCUGGUACACCGGCAACAUCGAACUGCUCCCCGAAGAGACCAAGAAGAGGGCCUCCCGCGUGCCCUCCACCGCCGUGGUGCAUGCCCUGCGCCAGAGCGUCAGCCACCGCUUCUCUUUGACCAUCGACCAAGUCUCCAGCACCUUUUUGCGGAUCCAUCGGCGGCGCCGGCGCCGCCAGAGGACCCUUCAAAGUACACCUUCCCUGAAAAUGACCGUGUCGGGCCUGGUGGAACAGCUGGAAAAGGAGAACAAGGACACAGAAGGAGGGGAAAGUGUCAAAGAGAGCGGUUCCCUUCAAGACUCUUGCAAAGAGAAUCUGGGUCCCAAGCCUGAAGAUGACAAACGUUCAGAGACAGUUGUCUCCCCAGACCCUUAUGCUGGGCCGCCGUGGUUUGGUCAGCAACCAUCGACCCAACUGGUGCCGCCUAUGUUCCCACCAACCCAGCCUCUCCCUCCCACUGCUCUGGCCUCUCAAAGCCUGCCUGUAGUUUCUUUGGUCUCUGUUAGUCAGCCUUUAGCCAUUUCUAGGAGCCAGCCUGUAGUUUCAGUGGCCCCUAGGACCCAGCCUCCAGCUACCCUUGCCCUGACGCGGCAGCCUGCAGUGCCCUUGGGCUCUGAGAGCCAUCCUGUGGUUUUACAGACCCAGUUUGAGAAUCUUCCUCAAACUGAAGCUCAGCCCGGUCAGGGUUCUGGAACCCAGAGUCUGGCCUCCCAGGUCUCUCUAAUGCAGUUUGCAGCUGCCCAGUCUUUUCAGACUGUGGACUCACAGCCUGUCCACAAUUUGGAGGCCCUGCAGCAAACUCUUCAGGGUACCCAGAGCACCUCUUUGAUCCCAGAGAUUUUUAUAAAGCAGCCUUCCUAUGACCUCCAGGUUCCUAAGAAUCAGGUUGCUGAGGGUUUUGAGACUCCACCACAGCCCAGCCAGAAACCAUCUCAGGAGCUCCCUGACAUCCCAUCACCUGUCAUUGACGCCACACCUCCAGCCAGGCAGGCCCAGCAGUCUGUCUCCACUGAGAGUGCUCCAGCCUCAGUGGAAGUGAAGAAAAGUCAUCCCCUCUAGUAGGGACCAGACUCAGCCAUUUGAGUAGCUGCUCAGGCCUCUGCCAAAACUCACCAAUGUUUCUACAGAUUUAACUGUCAACUUUAUUAAAGCACAAAUACUUAUCAUCUUAUUCUGGAAACCUCUUCUGGAGUCCUGACCUCCCUCAGACCAGCAGACUUACUAAACUGCCUCUGCCAACUAUACCUGUUUCAGUAUUAAGGAUAGUUUUCCAGCUUCUGAUAGUAAAGUUAUUUGUUGCCAGAAUGUUAAGCCAUAAUAAACUGCGCCAUUCCAAAUGAACCUUCUUUUAAAGUAAGUUGGUUAUGAAAGCAUUCCAGCAUUUAAACUGGAAAAUAAUGUCUUAUGUACUCUGAGUGAACAUGUAUGUAAGUAAAAUUCCCACAGAAAUGGUUAUUGAGAAAUGCAGUUCUUUUUAUUUAAGGAUAUUUUGUGACUUCAUUAUGAAAUAGAUAUCAGAAGACAUUAACACAACCAAUGCAUUGUAAUAUGCUAUAACUUACAUGUAUAUGCUCACAACUUCUGGUUUCUCAUUUUCCCAAGGAUUUAAAAUCUGAUUGAUUGCAUAUUUUAAUGAUAAUCUAAUAAAAUUCAUU